This is a messenger RNA of Cooperia oncophora, 225 nucleotides long. Lineage: Eukaryota; Metazoa; Nematoda; Chromadorea; Rhabditida; Trichostrongylidae. The record is from the annotation of a GenBank genome assembly.
AUGCAGCUCCUCGUGGUGUUACUUCUUGCUGCUUUCGUCUGUACUGUUUCUUCAAUGACACUGUUCAAACGAAACUUGGAACUCUUAGAUAUGAUGAAAACGCCCCUGUUGAUGACUUACCGAGCACAAGUUCCCGAAAAUCAGCUCUAUUACCUCACCCAGCUACACAACGUUCCACAAACGAGCAACUACUUUCGGAGCGACAGCGUUAUCCCAACUCUUUAA